AUGGCUGCCAACGCCAAGUACCAGCCCGCGCCGAUCCAGGAUCCCGAGGAGGGCUCCUGGUCGCAACCUCCUCCCUCCUACCAAGCCCAGGAGGCCAACAGCUCCACCGCGCCCUUAUUUGGCGACGCACCCAGGAGCAGCGAAGACAACAUUCCCGAUGACUUCAAGUUUGGCGGGUCCGUAGCUGAGGCUACUAUCGACAUUCGCAACCAGUUCAUUCGCAAAGUCUACACCAUCUUGACGGCCCAACUCAUUCUGACGGCCGUCGUGAGUGGUCUCAGCUUCUGGAGUGAGAGCUACAAGUCCUGGAUUCAGUCUCACCCUGCUAUGGUCUGGAUAUCUCUGUUCGGUUCCAUCGGUUUCAUGUUCUUGACGUACUGGAAGCGCAAGUCGUACCCCACCAACCUGCUCUUCCUCUCCGGUUUCACGCUUCUCGAGGCCUACACCAUCUCCGUUAUCGUCUCCUUCUACAAGACCCAGAUCGUACUGAACGCCGUCAUCCUGACCGGCGGGAUUUUCGUCUUCUUGACGCUCUUCGCCUGCCAGACCAAAUACGACUUCACAAGCUGGAUGCCGUAUCUUUUUGGUGCGCUGUGGGGCCUUCUCCUUUUUGGCUUUAUGGCUGCCUUCCUGCCGUACAGCUCCACUGGUGAACUCAUCUACGGUGGUCUUGCCGCUCUGAUCUUCUCGGGUUACAUCCUUGUCGACACCCAGCUUGUUCUGCGCCACCACCAUGUCGAGGAGGAGAUCGCCGCCGCUAUCAGCCUGUACCUGGAUAUCAUCAACCUAUUCUUGGCCAUUCUGCGCAUCUUGAACAGCCAGAGCAAUAACUAG
Molecule: messenger RNA, 834 nt
Organism: Pseudomassariella vexata
Lineage: Eukaryota; Fungi; Ascomycota; Sordariomycetes; Amphisphaeriales; Pseudomassariaceae
Product: transmembrane BAX inhibitor motif-containing protein
Exons: 3
Coding region: 1-834 (277 amino acids)
Cellular component (GO): membrane
Source: RefSeq, a predicted model, not a curated record